UGGAUGGCUCUCUGUACAAGGAAGACAUGAUGGAGGAUUAGAGGCACAUGUCCUCUCUUGGGCCUCUCAUGUCCAAAUCUGACCUCAUCUCCCGGCUUGAAGAAAAGGAGGAAGAGCUGCUGGUCCAGGAGACGUUGACAGCUGGUGAUGUGUGGGAGAAAAGAAAUGAAAAAGCACAUCAGGUGUCCAAGGAAACUGAUAAGUGGCCAAACGUGGAAGAGAAAGUUUGGAUAACGGAAACACCUAAACAAAAAAGAGAGAACAAAUGCCCUAUGUGUGAAAAAACAUUUGCUUGUAAAUCAGCCCUUGAUGACCAUUGGAAAACUCACAGCGUGGAAAAACGAUAUAAAUGCCUUGAGUGUGGAAAGAGUUUCGGGCUGAGCAGAAUACUUAUCUCCCAUCAAAGAACACACACAGGGGAGAAACCAUUUAACUGUCCGGAGUGUGGGAAAGCGUUUAGUCAGAAGGGGGCGCUUAUUGUCCAUCAAAGAAUACACUCAGGAGAGAAACCAUUUAAAUGCUUGGAGUGUGGAAAGCGAUUCCACCACAGUGGAGCCCUUCAAGUACAUCAAAGAACGCACACAGGGGAGAAGCCGUUUAAAUGCCUGGAGUGUGGAAAGUGCUUCAACCAGAGUGGAGCCCUUCAAGCACAUCAAAGAACGCACACAGGGGAAAAACCAUUUAAAUGUCUGGAGUGUGGAAAGAGUUUCAGACAGGCCUCUGCCCUUAAUUUCCAUCGGACAACUCACACAGAGGAGAAGCCGUAUACAUGCCUGGAGUGUGGAAAAAACUUCAGUCAGGCUUCUCUCCUUUCUUCCCAUGAAAGAACACAUACAGAUGAGAAACCAUAUAAAUGUCUGCAGUGUGGAAAAAGCUUCAGACAUAAUUCUGCUCUGAAUUCCCAUCAAAGAAUUCACACAGGGGAGACGCCAUUUCAAUGCCUGGAGUGUAAUAAGACCUUCAGCCGAAAGUAUGACCUUGCUUCACAUCAAAGAAUUCACACAGGAGAGAAACCAUUCGAAUGUUCACAGUGUGGAAAGAGCUUCCGUCUGAAGCAAAGCCUUUCUAGUCAUCAGAGAAUUCAUACAGAAGACUACCCAUUUAAAUGCCUGGAGUGUGGAAAGAGCUUUAGCCAGAAGCAUGUCCUUGUUUCUCAUCAGAGAACUCACACAGGAGAGAAACCAUUUGAAUGCUUGCAGUGUGGAAAGAGCUUUAGCCAGAAGUAUGUCCUGGUUUCACAUCAGACAACUCACACAGGAGAGAAACCAUUUAAAUGUCUGCAGUGUGGAAAGCGCUUCAGGCAGAUGCGUGGCCUUAAAGCACAUGAAAUAAUUCACAUUGUGGGGAAAGCUACAUAAAUGCUUAGAGUGUGAAAAACAUUUCUGCCAGAAUGAUACCUUUAAUUUCCAUCAGAGAAGUCACAGAGGGCAGAAACCAUAUCAAUACUUGGAGUGCGGAAAGAACUUUAGUUGGCGACAGUCUCUUACAUUACAUCAAAGCACUCAAACAAGAGAGAAAGCAUAUGCUUGGAGUGUGGGAAGGGCUUCAGUUG
Molecule: messenger RNA, 1552 nt
Organism: Elgaria multicarinata webbii
Lineage: Eukaryota; Metazoa; Chordata; Lepidosauria; Squamata; Anguidae
Product: gastrula zinc finger protein XlCGF57.1-like
Exons: 3
Coding region: 48-1358 (436 amino acids)
Biological process (GO): regulation of transcription by RNA polymerase II
Molecular function (GO): DNA-binding transcription factor activity; RNA polymerase II cis-regulatory region sequence-specific DNA binding
Source: RefSeq, a predicted model, not a curated record